Messenger RNA from Physcomitrium patens, 2978 nucleotides. Lineage: Eukaryota; Viridiplantae; Streptophyta; Bryopsida; Funariales; Funariaceae. The record is from RefSeq and is a predicted model, not a curated record.
GCAAUCAAACAAGCAAUCAAGCAAAUUUAGUUUGUUUGUUUGUUUGUUUGCUCAUUCUUCCAUUCUCAACGGAACCAUUCACUGCAUCCUCCUCAGAUGCAGCAGCAGCAGCAGCAGCAGGACUACUUUACUUCACGUCUAAUCGAACUGUGGGUUUUGCAUUCUGCAACGAACCUCUGCAGGAGCGUUGAAUGAGCGGGGCGGCUCUGUCGGUUACCGCCUAGUCAUCUAUCAUUUUUUGAGUGCAUGCAUGGAGGCGAGGAUCGAGGAUAGUUAACAAAUGAAGAAGAAGAAAAAGCAGAAGAAGUGAGGGGAGAAAGAGAGAGAGAGAGAGGGAGAGUGAAACGGGAUUCGAUGAGAUGGCUGCGACGAUGCAUGAUCACCCAAGCGUGUCACUCCCGACCAGUCUCUGCAGUGGAGUUCAAAUGGGCUCGCACGAUGUGCCACUCCACACGAGCGAAGCCAUAAAGACGAAACAGAGCGUCUGUCACGGACGGUCGCGCACAGUCGCCCGGAAGUGAAGAUGCGACACCAAUAUUCUGGAGGCUGGUUGAAGCAACUCGUGACCCCCUCUUGGCAUCUUCUCUACUUUCCCAGCAUCGUCGUCUCUAUUGUGGGUUGCAUUUUCACCGUGACAGAGAAAUACUCGAAUGAUACAAGCUUAGUUUGUCGUGACUCGAGAAGGGUUGUCAGCCCUCAGGUGCUCGCCUGGGUUCCUAAGAAUGGGUUUUGAAAUUUCACGAACGGAACACGUUUGUUUCGCCUUGCGGGUUUUACUCUGCCUCGCGUUUCAGUUUUAGCGGUCCUUUUAGUGUAGAGAAGCCUUUGUUUUCACACCCAAAUGAGGGGCCACUGGCAGAAGGGUGACGUCAAAGGAUUUCCUGUUUGAGAGUCUCGCACCCAUGACAAGAGCCAGACAUUCUCGAGGAGGAAAGUGAGGCGAGGAGUUCGGGAUGGGACCUCCAUGUAUCGGACGUGCACUCGGUUUGACGUUUUGCGCAUAAAGAUAGUGUGGUAUCAUUUCCCCCUUUCGUUCUGUAAUGUCUUUUUUUGGCAUCACCAAUCCCUAGUCAUGGUCGAGAGUUAGACUAACCUCGGGAAGUGUGGACUCUGUCUCUCCCGCUCUUUUGCCUGAAACUCACUUCUCUCCUCUGUUUGGUCAUGUGUAAAUCAGUGUCUUAAGAUACAAGCAUUACUCUCCUUGUACUCUUCAUUGUUUCGUGAACCCAGUGCAUUUGUCUGGCAUGUUCGGUCGAAUAUAAGUGAUGAUGCACCACGCCUCUCCGCAUUCUACUGACUUUCAGGUCUACCAACUGAGUCUCCAGCUUAUUGUCGUUCUCAUGCCGAGAUUGUAGUCUCGAAUUCUGGGUUGCGUGCAAUUUCUAGCAUCAAGUUGCAAGUCAAGUGAGAAGUUGUAGUUUCAGCAUGGGUCGACGCCCAGAGGAAACUGAAGGCUCGAGUUAGUCUUGAGUCUGUAAAUGAUGAUGAGCAGAGAAGUUAUCGAUUGAAGGAAUUUGGGUGCGUGUUGGGGGGAGACUAUGGUUUGCAUUUUGUAGGUGAAGUAGAGUUUCACAGAACGUCUCACAGUUUGUACAUACAAUUGAGAGGCCAGGUGUGGUUUUAACUGAGGAAAGCGUACGAUGGGGUCGAAAUGCGACCUAUCAAUCACCAUGCCUGCCUCAAAGUGGGUCGAACAAACGAAUCGAAGACCGAUAUCAUUGGUUACUCCAAGUGCAAACUCGCCAGGACACCUGCGUCCUAGUCCGGCAGCCAACUUUGCUUCUUCUGUUCAGAAACCGGCCAAUCGCACGGAGCUGCCAUCAUCAGAGUUUUCGAAGCCUCCUUCAGGGCGACAUUUUGGUGACAAGAUUUUAAAAUUUCUGAAGCUGCGAAAGAAAUCCAGCCACGAUGCACCGAGCGCUGUCUCCAAUUUCCAAAUAGACUCUGCAUUUCAACCUUCUCUGCAAACGUUCCGCUUCCAAGACCAAACCUCCAGCGCCCAAUUAGCCGCCGUCCACGUCGAGGAUGUCACCGAGAGGUACAAUUACGACUCGGACGAGCACAGCGGAAGCGCGACAAGCGGCGGUUUCGCCGAUCGACCCGACACGCACAGCAUCUGCUCAUCAGCUGCGUCCGCCACGAGCUCUUCCCGCAGCUCGUCGUCCGCACAGUCCUUCGCCAGCACCCCUCGCAGGUCCUUCAUCUCUUCCAGCCACCAAUCGAACUCCCAGCUCAUGGCCACCAUACUCGUCUCCAUCUCGCACUUGGACGAAGACCACGAGGCCUGCGACGAGCUCAGUUCCGAGGACGAUCGCCGCCAUCCCACUAGUCUCGACGGUCCGCACGAGUCAGCGUGGCACCAACCUCGUGACGACAUGUUCGCCGAAUCGCCCGCGCGAGGAAGACACAAUCCCGGCAGCCGCAACAAUGCUGCGAAACCAGGCUCGGGACGCAGUACACCGAGACACGACCGCGGGUUGAUCAAUCCCCACAUCACGAGCCCGGGAGCCUCUCGUCGCUAUGGCACCUUGGACCUUUCGAGGAUUGACAAGGUGCGCAGAUGAUCCGAACCAGUAAAUUCAGCUUCUCGGUUGCGAAUCAUCAGCUGUCGGACUAAUUUGUCGAAAUAUCAGACAGCUGGGUUUUCCUUCUGGAAUUGGCAUCACCUGCUGUCGGUUCUUGUAUAAUUUACAUCUCUGGUCUGAUCGAAUCCAUCCGCCGGAGUUUUCUAGUUUCGAUCACCAUGUCGGUAUUCGCCUUGGUUUCGUCGUCGUGGUCGUAACCCACGUCGGUAGAUUCAUCAGAAGACGCAGAAUGCUGGAAAAGGCGUUCUGGUCUUGUGAGCUUCUUAAGCGCAUUUUGCGAUCUUGAGUAUCCUUUUGUAUCUUUUAAUUUGUUUCUAAUGCAACGUUCUUGCAAAUGCCCAAGCUUUGAAUGUCACUAACCAAAAUGUAAAAGUGACACUAUUUUCACAAGCA